GCCUGUUUCAUUCUACCCUGCAGUAUCUUUCACUGAAAGAAGACAUAAGAGCCAGAAUGGAGUAUCAACAUGACAUAGAGAUCAACGGAGAAGACAAGUACCUGAACAUCUGCAAACAUAAUGGUUUGUUCGAGAAAGAGAAGGACUCCAAAGAUGACACAGAUUCAAACAAGCUGUCUCACAUUGAGAAGGCUUAUACCACCAUACUGGGGGAGCUGGGGGAGGACGUCGACCGGGAGGGACUUCUACGUACACCUCUACGUGCAGCCAAAGCCAUGCAGUUCUUCACCAAAGGCUACAAAGAAACCACUCAAGAUAUCUUGAAUGACGCAAUCUUUGAUGAAAACCACGAUGAGAUGGUGAUUGUCAAGGACAUCGAGCUGUUUUCUCUCUGUGAACAUCACCUGGUGCCCUUCUUUGGCAAGGCUCACAUAGCAUACCUCCCAAAUAAGAAAGUGGUUGGCCUAAGCAAGCUUGCUAGAAUUGUUGAAAUAUACAGCAGGAGGCUUCAAGUUCAGGAACGUCUAACCAAACAGAUUGCUUCAGCCAUCUCUGAGGCGCUGGAGCCGGCUGGAGUAGCAGUGGUGAUUGAGGCUGCCCACAUGUGCAUGGUGAUGAGAGGUGUGCAGAAGAUGAACGCCAGCACUGUUACAAGUGUCAUGCUGGGAACAUUUCAGGAUAAUCCCACCACCAGGAAGGAGUUCCUUGACCUCGCUAUCAGGAAGUGAAUAUCUUUUACAUCAGCAGGCAAUUUAACAGAGGAGGGAUUAAUUGUACUGUCUCUCGUGGCGGUGGUGAACCUUCAAGCUUUUUCUAAGUAUUUAUUUUUAUCUUAUUUGACCAUCACCCG
Molecule: messenger RNA, 850 nt
Organism: Eleginops maclovinus (Patagonian blennie)
Lineage: Eukaryota; Metazoa; Chordata; Actinopteri; Perciformes; Eleginopidae
Product: GTP cyclohydrolase 1-like
Exons: 6
Coding region: 57-728 (223 amino acids)
Biological process (GO): tetrahydrofolate biosynthetic process; tetrahydrobiopterin biosynthetic process
Cellular component (GO): cytoplasm
Molecular function (GO): GTP cyclohydrolase I activity; zinc ion binding; GTP binding
Source: RefSeq, a predicted model, not a curated record